AAUAUUACCCUUGGAUGCAGCAAUGAACAAGACACUUCCUAAAGCUUACUGUAUGAAAUUUACAGUGCAUUGAUUUUUUAUUUUUUUUCCAAUAUGUAGGAAUCAUCAUGUUGACCUUGGAAUUCUGAGUUCCCUGGCUGUAGGAAAUGGGAAUUUUUGUAGCAUGUUAUCAUUGUUAGCUUAUCUGGUAUUGCGGAUUUUCCCUGUUGCAGGACUGGGCGAAAGCUUUUUCUGCAGCAGUCAUGUUGAAAACCUUGUGUUGACUUUCCUCGUGUUCUGAAAUGGGAGCAUAAAAGUUUACUCCACCACUUCAUCUUAAAAUAGCAAAACUUUGCUGUUUUCUGCAGAUCUAGAACCUUGUUACAGAACUCUACCAAAAAAAAAAAAAUGUUUACAGAAGAAUGUGCUGUGAUUAGAGAAGAAUAUGCUGGUGUGUAGAUUUCAAACUCUCUGGACAAUAUGAAUAACACUGUCUUUGUUUCUACAGUGGGAGCCAAGAAGAAAGGUUUGCUCCCGGGUGGAACAGGGAUUAUCCUCCUCCUCCCCUUAAGAGUCAUGCUCAAGAAAGACACUCUGGCAACUUUCCUGGCAGAGAUUCACUUCCCUUUGAUUUCCAGGGGCAUUCGGGGCCUCCCUUUGCAAAUGUAGAGGAGCAUUCUUUCAGCUAUGGAGCUAGAGAUGGACUGCAUGGUGACUAUCGAGGAGGGGAGGGACCUGGACAUGAUUUCAGAGGGGGAGAUUUUUCAUCUGAUUUCCAGAGCAGAGAUUCAUCACAGUUGGAUUUCAGGGGUAGAGACAUACAUUCUGGGGAUUUUCGGGAUAGGGAAGGACCACCUAUGGAUUAUAGGGGUGGAGAUGGUACUCCUAUGGACUAUAGAGGUAGGGAGACCCCUCAUAUGAACUACAGAGACAGAGAUGCUCACACUGUUGACUUCAGAGGUAGGGAUAUUCCUCCAUCUGACUUUAGGGGCCGGGGCACUUAUGAUUUAGAUUUUAGAGGUCGGGAUGGAUCCCAUGCAGAUUUCAGGGGAAGAGAUUUAUCAGAUUUGGAUUUCAGGACCAGAGAUCAAUCCCGUUCUGAUUUUAGGAAUAGAGAUGUAUCUGAUUUGGACUUUAGGGAUAAAGACGGAACACAGGUGGACUUCAGAGGCCGAGGUUCAGGUACUACUGAUCUAGACUUUAGGGACAGGGAUACGCCACAUUCAGAUUUCAGAGGUAGACAUCGUUCCAGGACUGAUCAGGACUUCAGGGGUAGAGAAGUGGGACCUUGUAUGGAAUUUAAAGAUAGGGAGAUGCCUCCUGUGGAUCCAAAAAUUUUGGAUUACAUUCAGCCCUCUACACAAGAUAGAGAACAUUCUGGUAUGAAUGUGAACAAAAGAGAAGAAUCUACACAUGACCAUACAGUAGAAAGGCCUGCUUUUGGGGUCCAGAAGGGAGAAUUUGAGCAUUCAGAAACAAGAGAAGGAGAAACCCAAGGUGUAGCCUUUGAACAUAAGUCUCCAUCAGACUAUCAUAACACCCAGAGUCCAGUUCAAGACCAAGACAAGUCACAGCUUUCUGGAGGUGAACAACAGAGUUCAGAUACUGGUCUGUUUAAAGAAGAAAGUGAUCUGGACUUUCUUGGCCGACAAGACACUGAUUACAGAAGCAUGGAGUAUCGUGAUGUGGAUCACAGAUUGCCAGGAAGCCAGAUAUUUGGCUAUGGCCAGAACAAGUCUUUUCCAGAGGGCAAAACUGCCCGAGAUGCCCAACGGGAACUUCAGGAUCAAGAUUAUAGGACUGGCCCAAAUGAGGAGAAACCUAGCAGGCUUAUUCGAUUAAGUGGGGUACCUGAAAAUGCCACAAAAGAAGAGAUACUUGACGCAUUUCAGACUCCUGAUGGCAUGCCUGUAAAGGAGUUGCAGUUGAAGGAGUAUAACACAGGUUACGACUAUGGCUAUGUCUGCGUGGAGUUUUCACUCUUGGAAGAUGCCAUCGGAUGCAUGGAGGCCAACCAGGUUGCUUUAUACUUCGGUCAAAUGAUGCUGGAAGGAUAUAUUUUUUUAUAUAUGGGGAGGGAGGGGGUCAAAUGAUUUCACUUUCGAAAGGUACAAGCAAUCUACCUUUGGAGCAUACCACAUUCCUACCAAAAUGUGGUUGUGAGGAGAAACUUAAAAGACUAGAGAGGUUUCUUUAGAAGGGUUAAUGGGCACAGAGUAUAUUUAAAAAAAUAAGUUCCCAGUUGUAGUUGGAUUAGUUUCAAAAGAAUGUAGAUGGAAAAAUAUGACUGAAAUGGGCAUCCUGAUGUAAAAAGCCAUCCUCGAUUGUCUAGAACCCCAGUGAUCUGCCUGGUAUAGAAAUUCUAGGUCAAUGGUUGCACCCAGACCUUGGGUGAAAAUUACUGAUGGUGAUUCUUGUGGCACUAAGGUCCUGCCUACAUGUGUUACUUUUGAAAGAGGACCAUCAGGGAGGAGAGGGGAGUAGCGUGUUCAUGUCUGUCAUUUUCAUCAUUGUUCUUUGCCAGUUGGAGUUGUGUUCCUGUCCCUGGUUGCAUAUAGUCAGAGUUGCUGAAUCUGAAUCUGUACUUACCUUAGGUUUGAACCAUCUGGAGUUAUUCAGCUUACCACAUAGAAUUAUCAUUUGUGUCUUUAACUGAACCCUGACCAGUAGUUGGGAGAAAUUACUAGAUAGAUAGAAUCCUUCUUGUCAUGGUGUUUCCUUGGGAAAAGUAGUUUGCUUUGUGCUAUCUUAGGUCCUCUAUCUGUAAAGUGGGAAAAAGCAGCUUAGGGAUAUAAUUUGAUUUUUAUGUACCCACUGCCUGUACUUACUAGUGUGAGUACAGUAAGCUCAGCAUCUUAAAAGGAGGCUCUUCCAGAGAAGAGUAAGUAUGAGAUCUUUUCUGUAGUCUGAUGGCCUUUCCUCAGCUUUGUUCCACUCAACAUGGCUCAUAUACUUAAUUGUUCCCUUCUUUGGUAGUGUUUUCCCCUUAUGAGUAUGGAGAUGACAUGAUGUAAAUGCUUUGAGGAAGCAUUAAUUAGAGGCGACUUUUUACCCUCCUGGAGGUACUAGGGUUUGAACUCAGGACUUUGUGCUUGUUAGGCAUAGAGGAAACUUUUGAUGUAUCCUUACCUCUUGUUAGUAGUAGCACUCAGAUCAUCAAAGAAUAACUGAAUUAAAUAACUGUUCAGUGUUAAAUCAGAUAUUUAACAAAUAUUAUGUAUCAGAGAUUAUGCUACUACCAGUUUUAAAGAAUGAAGGUUCCAGUGUAUAUGCUUAUGAUUGAUUCUAUUCUGACAGUGUCCAAAUUUGAAAACACUAAUUUAAUUCAUAAGCUAUGUGUUCUUACCAGUCUAAUACCAUUACACUAAAUUCUUUGAGCAGUAGAAAUAUGUGUGGGAGAAUCCUGAUAGGUGCCAUCUCUUUUUUUUUAAAUUCAUUUAUUCACAUGUGCAUACAAUGUUUGGGUCAUUUCUCCACCCUACUCCCUUCCCUCACCCAUCUCUUUUGUAUUAUUUCCUCUAUCAUGUACUUCUCCUAAAGUAGCAUUGCUUUUUAUCAGUGAUAUUUGAUCUUUGAUCUUAAAAACAUCAAUAUUGUCUCUUAAUUGCUUCCUCUGUCCAUUCCAACAAAAAAUCCUGUCUGAAGUGUCCAGCACCCUAAAGAGUAGUAUCAAAUAGAACUAGGUUUUCAAUUGGAGCUACAUCUGGUAAAAUGUUUGUUUAUACCAAUAGCAUUGAGAGGAAAUGGUUUAUAUACAUCUCUCCCCACUCUUCUCAGCCAUUUUGUGAAUACUCUUAAGGGGUCCCAAAUACCUGAUUAAUGCCCAGUGAUUAGGACUCCAAAACAAAACAGGAACAAAGGCAGUAUUCUUCUUGGUGUGAAAUAAAGUGUUUUAUUAGGUAGCAAUUCUUAUGCAUAGGGUGCCAUGUGGUGCUCUGGUUCAAGAUUACAAUUAAGAGAUAGCCUCCUAGCCAGAUACGAUGGUGCUCUCCUUUAAUCCCAUCUUUCAGGAGGCUAAAGCAGGAGAAUCUCAAGUAUGAGACCAGGCUGUGUUAUAUAAUGAAAUCCUGCCUUAAAAAACUAAAAAAGAUGUUGGGGCAUAGCUUAACUGGUACAGCAGCUGCCUAGCAAGCAUGAGGCUCUGAGUUCAAGCCCUCCCAUCCCCUGCAAAAAAGGUCUCAUAAAAUAUAUAGAAUGUGAGGGAAGAAAUCUUGUCUCCUCAAAGUACAUAAAGUGUUUAUAGACGAUGAAGUAUGUCCUCCCAUUCAUCCAAUUCUCCUUUUUUCCAAGUUUUACUUAUAGACCAUGUUGGUGCAAAUUCUGAGUCAUCAGAGAUCUGUUGGGCACCUCUAUGCAGGGCCUGAGUGUGUUUCUGUAUGCUUCUGAGAUUUCUGUGAUAUGAUUUGAGUUGAGACUUUUAUAACUCUUUGUUAUCCUCUUGAGGAUGUGAAAUGUCUUUUAUUUAACAUUGAUACUUAAAGGUCUAGGGAUGGGCAUAAAGGAGCUUUCUGCCAGCUUGCUUUGUUAAGUAUGGUGGGUUAUAUGUGCAUUAGUAAGGUUGCUCAGGAUGAUAACCAAGGCACCUUUACCUCCCUUCUCAGUGCCUGUGUGAAGAUGUCAAACAGGAGGACUCUCUGCAGCAGUACUGAACAUUGUGGUUGGGGGAUUGAAUAGGGGGUAUUACAGUAGCUGUCUGUCUAUCUGGGGAAAUAAUUUCCAGCAGUUAUGAAGUUAGAAGUCUUUUAGCUUAUGUUUUUGCCAUCUCUGUCUAGGAGAAAGAAGCAGCCAGAAUGAGAGUCAGAGCCUCUCAUUCUGUCCCUACUAGGAAAUAUAUUUCUAGCACUGUCAUUUGUCCUUGUCUUUUUUUGUUGUCUCAGUCCAUGUGGAUUGAGAAGACUAUCAUGUCCUUUUGCAAUGUGUGCCAUUCCACUGGGAUUUGGGGAGAUAAGUAAGAAACAUGUUAAGAGUAUUGAUUCCUUUCAGUGGUUGCCCUGAAACUGUUGGCAUUUGGUCUGUAGGAAUAUAGCAUUUUAUUUUAUCAAAAGUUUUGGUGUGAUACUUGUUGCCUGUUCCCAUUUGUCCAAAUCCUC
Molecule: messenger RNA, 5069 nt
Organism: Castor canadensis (American beaver)
Lineage: Eukaryota; Metazoa; Chordata; Mammalia; Rodentia; Castoridae
Source: RefSeq, a predicted model, not a curated record